Messenger RNA from Juglans regia (Persian walnut), 516 nucleotides. RefSeq lists its product as uncharacterized. The record is from RefSeq and is a predicted model, not a curated record. The transcript is spliced from 2 exons. Gene Ontology annotation, molecular function: nucleic acid binding. Bases 1 to 516 code for a protein of 171 amino acids. Lineage: Eukaryota; Viridiplantae; Streptophyta; Magnoliopsida; Fagales; Juglandaceae.
AUGAACAAGUGGUUAGAGGGAAACCUUCGAUGCUUUUCCAGUGACAGACCAAAGGAUUGGGCUAGAUGGCUAGCAUUAGCAGAGUGGUCUUACAAUACCUCAGAGCAUACUUUUAAAAGGUUCUGCCCCUUUGAGGUUGUGUAUGGUCAAGCUCCACCAUGCCUCCUUCCAUAUGAGCCGAGAUCCACAACAGUGCAAGCUGUCGAGGAGGAGAUGAAGAGCCAGGACUUCAUCCUCACUCUGGUGCGUGAAAACUUGCAGGAAACUCAAGCAAGGAUGAAAUACUAUGCCGUUGUAGUGAGAAGGAGGUUGAAGCUUUCCCCAAGAUAUUUCGGACCCUUCCAGUCCCAGAUCACACAAAGGAUCGGGAAGGUCACAUACAAGCUAGAUCUGCCCAAGGAUUCCAAGAUCUACCCAGUAUUUCAAAUCUCAUGCCACAAGAAGAAGCUCGGAGCCAAGAUAAACCCUAACCGUAAGCUACCAUCGAUUAUGGAGGAUGGAACCUUGUUAGCUUAA